GCGGGGCGGCGGCAGCGCAGGCGCGGGGCGGCGUGGCCGGAGGGGCCGGUGAGGCACGUGCCGCGCGGGGCGGCGGCGGCCGCUGCUGAGAGUUGCUCUUCUGUGGGAAGGAAGAGGCUCCUGACCGCUCGCCAACAUGGUGGUUUUCACGUGCAAUGCGUGUGGAGAAGCCGUGAAGAAAGCACAGGUUGAAAAGCAUGUGAACAUCUGCAGAAACUGUCAGUGCCUGUCUUGCAUGGAUUGUGGCAAGGAUUUCUGGGGUGAUGACUAUAAGGAACACAUCAAGUGUGUAAGUGAAGACCAGAAAUAUGGUGGGAAAGGCUUUGAAGCCAAAGCUAGCAAAGGAGAUGCUAAACAGCAGGAGUGGAUUCAGAAAAUUCACGAGGUAAUGAAGAAGCCCAACAUAAGCCCCAAAGUGCGGAACAUUCUGGAGCAAAUACGUGCCUUUGAUAACAUUCCAAGAAAAAAAGUAAAGUUUCAGAAUUGGAUCAAGAACAGUUUGAGAAUUAAUGACAGCAAUUUGCAAGAUCAGGUGUGGGGUGUUUUCUCAGAAGCAACCAGAAAUACUUCAAAUGAAAAGGAACAAGACAAACCGCAACAGAAGGAAGAACAGCAGCCUGCAGAAACUGGGGAAAAUACAAAGGCAGAAGAAAAUGGAAUUACAGAUGAAAAAACUGAGAGAAAAAAGAAUAAGAGGGAACGAAAAGAAGAGAGACAAAAGAAUAAAAAGAAGGAGAAAAAAGAUCUGAAAUUGGAAAACCAGGAAGAAGUAAAAAAGAUUAAAAAGUCCAAAAAAGGAAAAGAGAGUGUGGAGGAUGAAUGUGAAAUAAAUGGAAAUGGCAAUCACAGUGAAACAGAAGAGGAAACAAAUGUAAAGAAACGCAAACAUAAACAUGUAGAAGAGGAACCUCAUACCAAAACAAAGAGAAUGAAAACUGAAAGCAUUUCAGAAGACAUGGAAACAGAAGACGUCAAUGACAAUGAAGAAAAUGUGGGAACAGAUAAAGGUAAAUUCAACUGGAAGGGAACCAUCAAAGCAGUUCUGAAACAGGCUCCAGACAAUGAAAUUUCAAUUAAGAAACUGAGAAAAAAGGUGAUAGCUCAGUAUUAUGCAGUAGCUGGUGAACGUCACAAAACAGAAGAGGACAUCUUGGCCAUAUUCAAUAAGAAAGUGAAUAACAAUCCUAAAUUUAGAGUUCUAAAGGACAAAGUGAAACUUGUGAAAUAAACAGUUUGCAUACUUCUUGUGAAAUAAAGUACUUUGCAUAGCUGUUGCAUUUUAAUCUUGCAGAUGGAGUGAUACUCUUCUGUCAGCUGUACAAAUACUAUGCAUUGGUAUCAAUUUGAAUUGUGUAUGUGAAAGCAGAAUUUAACUUUUAAUACUGGAUCCCUGCCCUUUUUCUAGAUUUAUCACAGAACCUUUUUCAGAUAUUUUAUUUUUUGAUUUUAUGGAAAAUGUAUAUUUUUGGUACAAGUUUUAAGAGGCAUUGAAAAUCAUUGCUGGCCUAUUGUAUUAAAGUUCUCCCAGUAAUGAAUAUAAUUUAUAGGCAUGAAUGUUUUUCAGGACCUGGGUUGUGUGGCUUUUUGCAGGAAAUGUUUUUAAAAGCAAAUAGGAUUUUCAUAUUCAGAAACCCACUGUGGAAUAAAUAUUUUGUUAUGCUAAAACUCAAAAUGGUAUGGCUGAUACCCCUUUAUGCACUGUGGAUAGUGUAUGCAGCCUUUAAUAAACUGUUGAUUCUGUGUUGUAAAAUGCAUAAAUAAAGUGUCAGAUUUGUGUAUGCAAUAUUGCACAUUCAGUGAAAAUCUAAAGUUAUCAGUAUAUGCAUUGCUACUGGAAGUCUUGAUUAGUAAUGCAACAGACUUCAAUAGAAGUGGUUACAUGGACUGAAAACUGACUGAUGAAAUAGAUUGCUUUAAAAUACAAGCUUAAAUAUAAUGAAUCUUGUCACUUUAUAAUUGCAUAAUAAAUCCACAAAUUAUGCAUGCUUUGAAGAGGCUGUUGUAUUGCUGUCACCAAAACAAUGUAGCUAGGCUAGAAAUGUUACAGGUAUGUAAGAGACAGAGCUGCCUGAAGUUUUGUAGAUUUUUACUUAAGGGCAAAAUUACUUCCAUGUAGGAAGUUUCCUAUUAUGAUAUACUCUGUUAAAAACAGCAUUAUAAAGCACUCAGUCAUAUGGUGUUUUUAAAAACUGCUUAGUGGUUUCAAGCAGGUACACUUCUAUAAAACUCCAUAGUAAAAAUAUCUGAAUUUAUAGAAAUAUUAACUAUAUAAAGGUAUAAAUACUAAAAAUUAACUGCUAUACACUGGGUUCAGUUUUUUUGAGUACAUAUUUGUCUUACUGUAAAGGUUGCAAGAAAGGACAUAAUGAAUUUAAGGUGUUAGUUGUUUGUUGAAGCUAUGCAGCAGUUGUUUUUAUUCAGUCUAACAGAUAAGCAUAAUCUUGGCUCCUGUCAUUGCAGAGUUCUGGUGUCUGAUGCUCAUGGUUUACUGCAGUGAUCACUGAAUGAAGCAAAGCAGCAGGUUAAGUAUUCAAACAUCAUGGUUCAGCUGAAAGCUGGGAAUAAGGAAUAUCAAAUCAACAGUAUGCAGAAGAUCUAUCAGAGUAGGAUGUGACCUUGUAAUUUGCUUUCCUUCUUUAACUGUUAUCACUCUUCAAGGUUCAAACAGUGUACUCCCCUGUGCAUUGCCAUGUUUGGAUUAGUGGUGCCUGUGUGGAGUAAUAAACAUGCUGUAAAUUA
Zonotrichia albicollis (white-throated sparrow) is the source of this 2739-nucleotide messenger RNA. RefSeq names its product Ly1 antibody reactive (gene LYAR). Gene Ontology annotation, biological process: rRNA processing; negative regulation of transcription by RNA polymerase II. NCBI's taxonomy places the organism in Eukaryota, Metazoa, Chordata, Aves, Passeriformes, Passerellidae. Gene Ontology annotation, cellular component: nucleolus. The record is from RefSeq and is a predicted model, not a curated record. Gene Ontology annotation, molecular function: DNA binding.